AUGAAAACAAAGCAUAAGAAAAAUCAUUCAGUUACUAAUACCAUCACCAAAAUAGCGAAACCUGCGGUGUAUCUUACGCUCCUCUUGCUAACUUACACGUUAGGAUACUUAUCCCCAUCUACCUCUCCCGAUCUCGACUCGUUCCGAGUCAAAACUCAGUGCGCUAAUCCAAUCCCUCAGGAAAGCAUUCGCGAGACACUUAUCAACCGUUUCUUCAACGGAAUUUCCCCGUUUAUCAACUUUCCGCCACCGCAUGCAGCAGAAAAGCUUCGUCGAAGUAAGGAGAUCACAGGUUGGGGUUCAAACGCCCCCGUUUUUGAGAGACUCAUCCGUAAGGUAAAGCCUCAGAUCAUCGUUGAAGUUGGAACGUUCCUCGGUGCGUCGGCGGUUCACAUGGCUGAGUUAACUCAGCGAAUCGGUUUAAAAACUCAUAUUCUCUGUAUUGAUGAUUUUCGUGGUUGGGCCGGGUUUAGAGACGAUUUCAAAAACAUGGAAAUUUUAAACGGCGACGUUUUUCUUUAUUUUCAGUUUCUUCAGAAUGUUGUUACUUUUAACGGAACCGGGUCGAUUUUACCCGUACCGUUUUCAAGCGUUUCGGCGUUAACAAAGCUUUGUGAAUUGGGUGUUAGGCCUGAUUUGGUAGAGAUUGAUGCGGGUCAUGAUUUUUUAUCGGCCUGGUCUGAUAUCAAUUGGGGUUUUCGGAUCCUCCGACCCGGUGGGGUUAUUUUCGGACAUGAUUAUUUCAAUGGUGCCGAUAAUAGAGGAGUUAGAAGAGCGGUUAAAUUAUUUGCUAGGAUUCAUAAUUUUAAUGUAAAAAUUGAUGGAGGACAUUGGGUCAUAUACUCCACUCCGCUUAUGCAAUGA
Messenger RNA from Vicia faba (fava bean), 864 nucleotides. NCBI's taxonomy places the organism in Eukaryota, Viridiplantae, Streptophyta, Magnoliopsida, Fabales, Fabaceae. The record is from the annotation of a GenBank genome assembly.